Messenger RNA from Aptenodytes forsteri (emperor penguin), 353 nucleotides. RefSeq names its product formation of mitochondrial complex V assembly factor 1 homolog (gene FMC1). The transcript is spliced from 2 exons. Lineage: Eukaryota; Metazoa; Chordata; Aves; Sphenisciformes; Spheniscidae. Bases 1 to 294 code for a protein of 97 amino acids. The record is from RefSeq and is a predicted model, not a curated record. Gene Ontology annotation, cellular component: mitochondrion.
AUGGCAAACCUGUUUGAGUUGGCCGCGCAGCCCAGCGCGGGAGCCCGUGGCCUCGGGGGGAGGGUGAAGUCUUCGGGGCUUGUUCCCUCCUCUCGGCAGGUCACCAGCGAGAAGCUGUGCCGGGCCCGGCAGGAGCUGCACUUCCAGGCUGCCACCUACCUCUGCCUGCUCCGCAGCGUCCGGCGGCACGCGGCCCUUCACCAGGAGUACCACGGCAGGGGGGAGCGCUCGCCUGAGGAGGUCGCCGGCCUGGUGGGCUUCAGGUUGCCUCAGCAGCCGGGAGGGAAGGGCUAAGAUGCUUGUGUUGUGUUCCCUAUUUAUUCCUGAAUAAAUAUCCUGGACUAUGGAAACGG